AUGCCUCCGCGACUAAACAUCCCACCUGUUACCCGCGUGGUACUAGUGGUCUUGCUCUUGCAGUCCGUUCUAAGUGCUGCCGUGCGCUACCGCCAGUGGUCUGCGCAUUCCGAGAUCGUCGUCGAAUGGCUGACCCUCAUACCUCAGCUGUCGCUCUUCUAUCCCUGGACGUUUCUGACGGCUACUCUGGUUGAAAAUAACAUUUUCACCUUAGCCAUCGCUGGUCUGACCCUUUACCAUGGCGGUAGAUAUUUGGAAAGAGCUUGGUCUUCGAGGGAAUUUGCUAAAUUCCUGCUCGUGGCAUCCCUAAUACCCAAUACCUUAACUUUCUUGGUUCUUGUCACAUUAUUUACUAUCACUCGUAAUGAGAGAUGGACGCUGACUACUAUUGCUGGCACGAUACCCCUCCAAAUCUCGUUUCUUGUUGCUUUUAGCCAACUCGUCCCCGCGCAUACCGUCACCCUUUUCCGAGGCGUUCUAUCUUUGCGUGUACCGAAAUUCCCUCUCAUCUACAUCUGCAUUGUCGCCGUGCUAUCUAUAACUCCGUUGCUUACCAGCGCUUCCUUGUUUCUAUCCAUCUUUGGUCUCCUUGCUAGUUGGACGUACUUACGAUUCUAUAAGACCAUCUUCCCGGAUCUCGAUUCUUCACAACCGACGUCCCUACGUGGCGAUGCAAGCGAGACGUUUGCUUUUGCCGAAUUCUUCCCUGGUCCGGUGAAGCCGUUUGUUGCCGCGAUUACCGAACCGAUUUUCAACCUGUUAGUAGCAAUGAGGAUAUGUACGCCUUUCUCGCAGGUCGAUAUUUCCGCUGCGCAAGGCAGUAACUUCAUACAGCGCAGUGGUCAUGGAGGCGUUAGGGCCGAAGCUGAAAGGCGGAGAGCCUUAGCUCUCAAGGUACUUGACCAACGUCUCCAUGCUGCCACUGCAGGACCCAGCGGUGGCUCCCGAAGCCAAUCACAGCCUCCUAACCAACCAGGUGGCCCGGGAGCGCACACGCAUCAGCAGCCGAACGCUCAAGCGGUGAUGACAUCACAGCCGACGGCCGUGUUGGGAGAAACGAACUAUAAUCCUGAUCAUGAUCAUUCCGAUAAGAGCGACUCUUAG
Molecule: messenger RNA, 1104 nt
Organism: Daldinia caldariorum
Lineage: Eukaryota; Fungi; Ascomycota; Sordariomycetes; Xylariales; Hypoxylaceae
Product: DUF1751-domain-containing protein
Exons: 2
Coding region: 1-1104 (367 amino acids)
Biological process (GO): retrograde vesicle-mediated transport, Golgi to endoplasmic reticulum
Cellular component (GO): membrane; Golgi apparatus
Source: RefSeq, a predicted model, not a curated record